AUGUACGGCUCUACUCUCCCCCUGAUCAUCUGCGCCCUUGCCGUAGGCCUAGCCACAGCCCACGCAGUCCCAAUUGAUACGACCAUUGAUCCGAGAUCUCUCGAUGAGCAAGGAAGAGAGAAACAGCCCUGGGCAGCCCACGACGUCCAAUGUCACAACGAAGCCGACUUCCCGGGCCACGCCGAUAUCAACCCCAGCAUGCAAUGGGAAGCUUCGUUGAGUUUCUGCGCCAGCGACCAGGGCAAACGGAUCUUCACGACGUACCAUGACCCGGCGGAGAACCAUUAUCCGGUUGUUUUCAGGUCGCGCUACAGGUGGAAGGAUAGCUGGAAAAUCAACUACGACUUUUACGUUCAGUGGGUGGCUGGCUGCAGAACCGCGUUCGGUGCGCAGAGGGUCGAUGAUCCUUUGCUUAGCAAAGACGGAAAGCCGUCCUGUGCAUCCAUCAUGAAUGACAAUUUCAAGAAGUGCAACAACGGCGGCGUUGGCGGUGCAACCCAAGUCGGCUGUCUUCUCUACACUUUUAACGGUGGGAAAGGCGAUAAUCUACUCACGGUGGCCGAACUUGAACAACGCAAGAUCUACGACAACAAGUACAGCAUUACGAGGGGACCAGAACCCUGA
Colletotrichum abscissum is the source of this 624-nucleotide messenger RNA. RefSeq lists its product as uncharacterized. The record is from RefSeq and is a predicted model, not a curated record. Bases 1 to 624 code for a protein of 207 amino acids. Lineage: Eukaryota; Fungi; Ascomycota; Sordariomycetes; Glomerellales; Glomerellaceae. The transcript is spliced from 2 exons.